AACCAUGAAAAAAAAACUACUUCCGCAUUUAACGGAAGCACGUAACCCGGAAGUUGUUGUGAUUCCGCGGGUCUUUUGGGACAACACAGCUCUACACAGCACAGUGUGCAGAAAUGGCGGGUGCAGCUGCUGUGGAGAAGAAACUGGCUGAGUACAAGUGCGACACCAAUGAAGCUAUAUGCUUGAAACUAGUUCGAUUUCCAGAGGAUCUUGAAGAUGACAGCACUACAUUUCACCCUGAGUACAGCCACCAAAGCUUUGGAGAUGAUGAGGUUGCGUUUGGAUAUAAAGGUCUUCAGAUUCAGCUCUUCUACACUGCUGGGAAUCUGAGCACCCUUUUCAAAGUGAAAUACUCUUCCAAAGUCAACGAGAAGUUUGAUUGUGUUGAGGCUGAUGACAUUGAAGGGAAGAUCAGAGAAAUCAUUCCUGCCGGGUUCACCUGCAACACCGACGACUUCAUCUCACUGUUGGAAAAAGAUGCCAACUUCAAGCCCUUCGGCACACUGCUCCACACGUACACAGUCCACAACGAGGAGGCCGGAGACCUCACAUACCAGAUUCACAAGGCCGACAUGACCUGUCCGGGAUUCCAAGAGUACCACGAGCGCCUGCAGACCUUCCUCAUGUGGUUCAUAGAGACUGCCAGUUUCAUCGACACAGACGAUGAUCGUUGGGACUUCUUUCUUCUAUUUGAAAAGUACAAUAAAGAUGGGGAGACUCUCUACGCAACUGUUGGCUACAUGACAGUUUAUAAUUACUACGUGUACCCAGACAAAACCCGACCACGUGUAAGCCAAAUGCUGAUCCUGCCACCAUUCCAAGGAGAGGGUCAUGGAGCUCAGCUUCUGGAGGCAGUGCACAGGUUUUACUGCAACCUACCUAAGGUGCAGGACAUCACAGCUGAAGACCCCUCUGAAAGCUAUGUGAAGCUGAGAGACUAUGUGCUGGUCAAGCUUUGCCAGAGCUUGACAUCUUUUGCUGCAGAUAAGCUACACCUUGGGUUUUCAGCGGAAAUGGCUGCAGAGGCUCAGGAGAAGUUGAAAAUUAACAAGAAACAUGCGAGGCGAGUGUAUGAAAUUUUGCGUCUGAAGGCCACAGACAUGAGUGAUGAAGAAAAGGCAAAAGCGUACCGUUUGGAGGUGAAGAAGAGGCUGUUUGGACCAUACAGGAAGAACCAGAGGGAGCUGACGAAGAUGAGGAAGUGCCUGAGGCCGGAGGAGCUGGUUUCCCACAUGGGUCAGAUGGACACUCAGGUGCAGCACGAGGAGCUGGAGAAGAGUUAUCAGGACCUCGUGGCAGAUUACAGGAGAACCAUCGAGAGGCUUGCGACACAGGCCUGAGCGGACUCUGCCCAGAACCCACCUACUCAACAUACAGGUGGUCUGAUCUGUGUACAAAGCCCACGUAACCACAGACUGAGAGGAAACUCUCCUAAUGUAACGAAAUCCGAUUUUGACUGAGGAGCGUUGCAGAUUUGUAGUAGCUCAGUCAGUGUAUCAGUGAUAGGUUGCAGUGAAGCCUGUCUGUUUCUCAGCUGAUGUUGAUACAGUAGAAAAGUGAGUAGAGCAGCCGGAGGGCCAGACUUCCUGUUUGACCCACGUCUUUAAUCACAUUAUGUGAGAGUCAGUGAUGUGUUAUAUUCACCAGUGAUAGGAGGUCCACACCCUUCUUCUCCUCUCCAUCAUGGACAUUUUUGAAGAUCUUUUGUCAAAACAGUUCCCACUGUGUGUUUUGAUGCACUUAUGAAAAUAAAUUGGUUUUGUAUAUUGCAAAA
Molecule: messenger RNA, 1774 nt
Organism: Sphaeramia orbicularis (orbiculate cardinalfish)
Lineage: Eukaryota; Metazoa; Chordata; Actinopteri; Kurtiformes; Apogonidae
Gene: hat1
Product: histone acetyltransferase 1
Exons: 11
Coding region: 114-1340 (408 amino acids)
Biological process (GO): subtelomeric heterochromatin formation
Cellular component (GO): nucleus
Molecular function (GO): histone acetyltransferase activity; histone binding
Source: RefSeq, a predicted model, not a curated record